UUUCUUAUUUUUUUUAUAGCUGUAAUAUUCCCUUUUCUGUUAUUGAGCAUCCAACUUUUCAAGCAAUGAUCAGCUGCCUACGGCCAAGCUAACAAGCACCCAGUCAAAAGCAGGUUCCAGGUGAACAGUGAAAUGCAGUUAGUGAUGGCUUGAGGGGUGGAAGCAUGCAAUAAAUUACAUGGAAAAGCAGUUACGUUAUGGCUGGCAUAAUGUGCACAACCAGUGAUUGCUCACUGUGUGCAAAUAGGGAAGACUGCUUCAUGUGUCAGUGGUUGAUACGGUAUGCAAUAAGAAGCCUGGACAGUACUAUGCUACACUGACAAGAGAAGCCAAGGCAUUAGCAAAUGAACUGUACAGUUGCAUUGUGAAGAGCGACGUGACAGAAAAUAAGAAAAAGAUGGAAAAAAUGAUUGAUUUGGAAGACAAUGGAUGGGCAUCAUAUUGGCUCAAUCUUCUUGGACAAGAAUGUACACUAAGUGCUUUGAUGAAACGUAGAUUGCCAAAAUAUUUUUGUAAAUUGCUGUCAGCCUGGAGUUGAUUAAAAGAAUGCCAAAUCCCCAGUAACACGAUGGAACAAUCAAAUAACAUGCCUGGAAACAUAUGUUAAAAAUUGGCCACAUUAUCUCAGGAUUGUGAGAACUCAUGAGGCAGAAUUUGAAGAUAGAGCAAUCAGUAUAAUUAAUACUCAAGGAAUUUACCAAGAAGCAAAGAAGUUGAUCACUCAAUUGAAACCAGCUGCGGUGGCACUUGACACACUCCCAAGGGACACACAUCAGCAGUUGCUGUUACAUGUGAAGUAUGGUUGGAUCUGCAGAUAAAUGAAGAUCUUGCACCACAUAAAGCAAAAGUACAAAAGAGAUGUCAUGAGGCAAUUACUCCUGUACACAUGUUGAUCAACCUCCUUCAUCCAAAAUACUCGGGAAAGAAACCGUCAGCUGAACAAGAAUAUAUUGCAAAGCAGUGGAUGCUUGGCAAAAAUCUGAAUGCUGUGCUAUAUUUACUUGCAUUUAAAGCAGAAGAAUCUCUGGAUUCAAAAAUCUACGUUUUCAUCCACUAUGAAGAAAAAGGAUGGAAAAAUCUGAAGGAUGCUGAUAGUCCAUCUAAUUUCAUAAAAACUGGGUGUGAUGUUCCCUGCCUUGCACCAUCUCCGCCUGGGCGCCCGCCCCACACCUGCUGCCAGGAGGGCAGGCGGCUCUGCACGGGGGUACCUGUCCCGGGAGAAUGAGCAGCGAUGCCGAGGGCUGCUGGAGGCCUCCACCAGACGCUACCGGAAGGAGGCGGUGGCAGCAGCUGUGCUGGUGACAUUGUGUUCUGUGGGCGGGUACCCUGCGCUACUGUACACGCUGCGCUCCAGCACGCUGACGGGCCAGCACAAGGGAGAUGUCAGUUUCCCGGGCGGCAAACGUGACAGCUCCGACCAGGAUGUAAUUGCCACAGCGCUGAGGGAGACUCAGGAAGAGCUGGGCUUGCACUUGGGGGCUGAGAGCGUCUGGGGGGUCAUGAGACCCAUACUCACUGGGAGGGGACUGACUGUUGCUCCCGUUCUGGCACAUCUGGGCCCCUUGGAGUGUGUGUGUCUGAGCCCCAACCCACAAGAGGUCGAGGAUGUUUUCACCAUCCCCCUGUCUCACCUGCUGCAGGCCCAGAACCACGGUUACACCCACUUCUGCCAUCAGGGUCGCUACAGCCACACGCUGCCCGUCUUCCUCAACAGCCACUACCGGGUGUGGGGGCUGACGGCCAUCAUCACGGACCUCACGCUGGACCUGCUGGCGCCCAGCGCCUACCGCCGGAGAACACACCCACCCGGCACCCGCUGAGCCCCCAGCCCACCUGUGCUAUGGACUGCCCCAGCCCCGCAGCAUGGAGAGAGCCAGCUGGCCAGUCUGGGUGAGGUCUCUCUGGAGGCAGAGACAGCCAGCGGGGCAGGCUGGGCAAAUGUCCCUUCACCUCAAGGGCAGAAAGAACAAGGGGAGCAGGCUGGGCAUACCUGGCCCAGGAGUGUGGGACCAGGUGACCGCAGGAGGGGGUGACCCCAGGAGGGAAUCCCCAGCCCCUGAUAAUGCUGCGGGGGAGAAGAGUUACAUGGUGUCAGGAGGGGGGAUACUGGUGAGACCUAUGUGAGCUGUGAUGCUGGAGCCUGCUGUAUUUCAUGUGGGGCCUACGCAUAAACAAACCUCCCAGA
Dermochelys coriacea (leatherback sea turtle) is the source of this 2185-nucleotide messenger RNA. RefSeq names its product nudix hydrolase 8 (gene NUDT8). The record is from RefSeq and is a predicted model, not a curated record. Gene Ontology annotation, molecular function: coenzyme A diphosphatase activity. NCBI's taxonomy places the organism in Eukaryota, Metazoa, Chordata, Testudines, Dermochelyidae. The transcript has 5 exons. The coding region runs from base 1125 to 1820 and encodes 231 amino acids.